CCUCCCCUGAGCGGCAGUCGGCGCGCGCAGCCGCGGCCGUUGCUCUCUUCACAUCGGCGGAGUGCUCGGGGCUCGGCCUGUCGUCGGCAGCAUGUCGCGAUACGGGCGAUACGAGACCAAGGUGUACGUGGGCAACCUGGGCACGGGCGCCGGCAAAGGCGAGCUGGAGAGAGCCUUCAGCUACUACGGGCCGCUGAGAACCGUGUGGAUCGCCAGGAACCCGCCGGGGUUCGCCUUCGUGGAGUUCGAAGACCCGCGGGAUGCCGAGGACGCUGUGCUGGGCCUCGACGGGAAGAUAAUAUGCGGCUCCAGGGUGCGGGUGGAAGUGUCGACGGGGAUGCCUCGCCGCUCCCGUUACGACCGGCCUCCUGCGCGGCGCCCCUUCGACCCCAACGACAGGUGCUACGAGUGCGGUGAGAAAGGUCACUACGCUUACGACUGCCACCGCUACAGCCGCCGCCGGAGGAGCAGGUCCCGGUCUCGGUCCCGCUCCAGGUCCCGCGGCAGGAGGUACUCUCGCUCCCGCAGCCGCAGCCGCGGUAGGAGAUCGAGGUCAGCUUCCUACCGCAGGUCCAGAUCCAUCUCUCCUCGUAGGUAUAGAUCAUUCUCGCCCCGCAGAUCCCGCUCUGGCUCUUUAAGGAGGUCAAGGUCUAGAUCCCGCUCACGCUCCAGGUCCCGGUCUGUUGUGUGGCCUCGAAGCAGGUCUGGGUCCCAUGGUAGAUCUAAAUCUGGCUUACCUGCUAAAAGUCGCUCCAAGUCCAGAUCACCAUCUCCAAAGAGAAGCCACUCCCCGUCGGGAAGCCCUUGAAGGAGGAGUGCCGGUCCGGAGGGCAUGGAUUGACCUUGCAGAUGUUUAAGAAGAAGAUUUAUUUUGUUUACAUGACUAUAAGGGAUUUUUGUGGUGUCUUUAUAAAUGUCAAGGGCUUCACCUGUUGGUAAGGCUGUUUCUAUUGACUAACCAUUGGCAUGAACCCAGACCUUGGCUGCCAAGUCCUUCCCAGUAGACCAAUGCAGACCUGUUCGUUGUGUUACUGUUGUGUGAGCUGGAGGUAGGUGUUGGGCUUUUUUUAUUGGCUCCUGGAAAUAAAACUCUGCAUUUCUAACGAAGAAUGAGGUGCUGGUCACCCUGCUGCUGCUUUGGGAAGAGCUGGGAGGGGGCUGAAGC
Dryobates pubescens (Downy woodpecker) is the source of this 1165-nucleotide messenger RNA. Its product is annotated as serine/arginine-rich splicing factor 7. The transcript has 9 exons. Bases 92 to 808 code for a protein of 238 amino acids. Gene Ontology annotation, cellular component: nuclear speck. The record is from RefSeq and is a predicted model, not a curated record. Gene Ontology annotation, biological process: mRNA splicing, via spliceosome. Gene Ontology annotation, molecular function: RNA binding; zinc ion binding. Lineage: Eukaryota; Metazoa; Chordata; Aves; Piciformes; Picidae.